AUGGCUAUUAAAUUCCCCUUUCACCCGGGUCACAUCGCGUCGUGGCUGGCGGAAAAAGAAGACGAGGCGAGGAACUUCGACGAGCUCGUGAAUAAAUUCACUCGUUCCGGAGUGGAAAUUGAGGACGCCUCGAUCGCAUUUCACCUCAGCGAAACGAGGCCGACGGCAUGCUUCUUUUAUAAAGGCCUCGACGACGUCGAUCUCUACCUAGAAGGCCUCAACUCUUUCUUGAACGGAAACGAACCGGAUCUUCCCCUCGAGCCUUCUCCCUCAAUCUAUCGCAACCACGACGAAGUCCUCCAAUUGUUCGACUACCAGCGCAUAUUCCUUCAUUACGCCUGGGAGCAGGGAAGCCCGUUCACCUUCAUCGCCGCAGAAGCCACCGGAUUCGACGGUCCCUGCCUCAUCAGGCUCAGCCGAGGAAUCGACGGGAUGUCCCUGUUCGUCCCUCCGGGGGAACCCAGGGACCAACGCGUCUCGGCCGACGGCGCGGCCGCAGAAGUUCGCUGGACGUCGGCGCCGAGUGGGUCCGACAGUUCGACGUCUCGUUCCGAGCUCAGGGCGAUCCGCAGGGUCGCUGGAAAUGUGCCUCCGCCGAGGCGACGGUCGCGAGGAUUUCUGGGCUGGUUCCAGGGCAGGAAUACUUCUUCAAGGUCAGUUUCUAUUGAUUCAGACGGGUCCAUGCUCAUGGUAGCUGCAUCCAGUGACCUCGGCAUUGGGCCACCUAGUCCGACUGUCAGCUGGGAUUUCCGAACCGUUGAGGAUGAGAACCAGACGAGUUCCACCCGGUAUCGCGGGAGCCCCUCCCAUCCAUCGCCGGCUCAGGAGGCGAACGAGAAUCCCAAGCCGUCUCAUGGGAUCCGCGAACUCCCAAAGAGGAAAGUGAUGGAAGACGCCGCCCAUCGACUCGCGAAGUACGAAGUCGGCAGGCGGAGACCCAACAGCGGACCGACGAAGGUGCUCAUGGUCGUCGGGGCUACAGGCGCAGUGAAAUGGCUGGAUAAUUUCCGACUGAGGCUGGUCUCUGACGAAGCAAACGGGAGGUCCCAAACCAAAAGCCAGACGAAGUGGAUCACGGCGUACGUCCUCCACGGGGAAAAAGGGUUCGCACUGCCGUACGCGCUGACCGUCGUCGACACUCCGGGGUUCGGAGACACGGAAGGGAUUCGGGCGGAUCGGGAACUACAGGAGCAAAUUCGGGUUUUCUUCUCGAAGGGAGGAGACGAGGGCGUGGAUCAGCUCGACGGAAUCUGCUUCGUCGUCGAAGCCCCUUCCGUGAGGCUCACGCCCACUCAAGUCUACAUCUUCAACUCGGUUCCCUCCGUGUUCGGCAGCGACGUCAGAGACAGAAUCUUUGCGCUCGUCACCUCCGCGGACAACCAAUCUCCCCCCGUGCUGGCGGCCCUGAGGGAAGCCGGGAUCCCUUACAAGGAUUACAUCAAGUUUAACAACUCCGCCCUCUUCGCAUCGACUGACAGGUCUGACGCACUGAGCGAGGCGUUCUGGGGAAUCGGCAUCGCUAGCUUCAAAACGUUCUUCAGGAAGAUCAGGGACACCAAACCCCGAAAGAAGGAGUGCGACGUCAUAGAUGCAUCGACGGGGAGAUGCCUGGUCUGCCCCCUCCGAUGCGACUGGAAGGAACACGUCAACGGCAAAUACCGCUUCGAACUCACGGAGGAAGAGGAAACGAAGACUUCCGACGACGCAAAGGCGAAACACGAGCAGGUGACCGGGAAGAGACUGAACGCGGAAGGAAUCGUUAUCGCCCUCGCCCGGGAAUUUAACGAGGAGAUGGCGAAAUUCCUCAUCCUGACCCAGCGAGCGCACGCCUGCCUCCGACGGCUCGACGAAAUCGCCCUGAAGCCGAACCCGAUCGGGAUCGCCGACUACAUCGACAUCCUGAUCCAGGCGGAGAAGCAGGAAGCCCGACCCGACCUCAGACAGAGGAUCAAGUACCUCGAAGACGCCCGGGCGAUGGCGGAACUGGCCCUCGCGAUGAAGGACGAAUUCGAUCCAUUCCAGGAAUACGUGAAGGAAUUUGAGGAAGGCCGUAUCGGCUUCAGCUCGAAGCAAGGCCAGCUCGGCCUCUGCGACAGCUUCAUCGAGGAAGCCCUGCAGCUCUUGCACGGCCACCGAACUCUCGACAGAUGGCUAUUCAAUUCUCUUUUUCACCCGGCUCGCACCGUGUCGUGGCUGGCCGAAGAAGAAGACGAAGCAAGGAAUUUCGGCGAACUCGUGAAUAAAUUCACUCUUUCGUCAACUGAGUUAUACUCAGUUGGAUUAGAUCCACCAGAUCCCAACAACUUCGAAAUUCCCCCCGGGAACACAGGUGGAUUCAUCGAUAAAUUAUUAGAAACACGUGAUGCGAGACCUUUGCUCCCUUAUGCCUUUACUCCCUAUGUCUUAUUCUUGGCGAUGGACCUGGGCGAGAACCCCGUCAAGGCCAGCGAAGCGGUGGGGGAACAGGUCGAUCAGAACGAAGAGGAAGUGCAUGGAUGCUUCGAAUUUUUUCGGAAAUCCUCCUGGAGGGCACGCGGCCUGAUCCUCUAUGGUGGCCUCGUCACCCUUUUCGGAUUCGCCUCCUUCUCCAUCGUAGUUCCGUUCUACCCCGCUGUUGCGGAGAGGAAGGGCGCCAGCAGCACGACGAUUGGUCUGAUCGUCGGUGUUUUCUCUCUGGUCGCUUUCCUCUUGGGACCGAUCGUCGGCAAAUAUCUUCCGCAUAUAGGCCUGAACAGAGCGAUAUGUGGUGGGACAUUGCUCUCCGGGGUGGCCUGCAUAUCAUUUGGGUGAGUCGAAAAUCAAUAUUGA
This is a messenger RNA of Darwinula stevensoni, 2808 nucleotides long. The record is from the annotation of a GenBank genome assembly. Lineage: Eukaryota; Metazoa; Arthropoda; Ostracoda; Podocopida; Darwinulidae.